GUGCCGCCGCUGUGGUAACGCCGUGGUACCGCUGCAGGUGCGCCUGGCAAUAGCCGAAAAAGCCCUCAAGUGCGAAGAGCACGAUGUAAACCUGCCGCUGAGCGAGCACAACGAGCCGUGGUUCAUGCGCUUGAAUUCCUCUGGAGAAGUACCUGUCCUGAUCCAUGGGGAAAACAUCAUUUGCGAGGCAACGCAGAUUAUCGAUUACCUGGAAGCGACGUUUGUGGAUGAGGGAGUGCCAAGAUUAAUGCCAGAAGAAGGGAGCAUGUAUUAUCCAAGGGUGCAGCACUACAGAGAGCUUUUAGACUCCUUGCCUAUGGAUGCCUACACACAUGGCUGCAUCCUGCACCCUGAGUUAACAGUGGACUCCAUGAUUCCGGCCUAUGCUACCAGCAGAAUUCGUAGUCAAAUAAGUAACACAGAAUCAGAGCUGAAAAAACUUGCGGAAGAAAAUCCAGACCUUCAAGAUGCCUACAUAGCAAAACAGAAGCGCCUUAAAUCUAAACUGCUGGAUCAUGAUAAUAUAAAAUACCUAAAGAAGAUAUUGGAUGAACUGGAAAAAGUUUUGGAUCAGGUUGAGACUGAAUUGCAGCGGCGAAAUGAGGAAACACCAGAAGAUGAAAAUCAGCCUUGGCUCUGUGGUGACUUCUUCAGUCUGGCAGAUGUGUCACUUGCUGUCACAUUACAUCGCCUGAAGUUUCUGGGAUUAGCAAGAAGAAACUGGGGAAAUGGAAAGCGACCCAACUUGGAAGCCUAUUAUGAGCGUGUCCUGAAGAGAAAAGCAUUUUACAAAGUUUUAGGACACGUCAACAAUAUAUUAAUCUCAGCUGUGCUGCCAACAGCAUUCCGUGUGGCCAAGAAAAGAGCUCCCAGGGUUCUCGGCACCACCCUGCUGGUCAGCGUGCUGGCAGGAAUGGGUUAUCUGGCUUUCAUGUGUCUCCGGAAGAGGUUUACCAACGUGAUUCUAUCGUUUAGAACCAGGCAAAGUUAUUUUUAGACCCAUCUGUCCCUGGUGGUGAGGGGAGGGCAUCUCCACCCACCCUGGAAAAUAUCCCCAAUAAAAUAUAAACAUAGAAGGAUUAUGUCUCUGAAUUAGAACAUUGUCACGCAGUAAUCAUCUCCUGCUAUUGUAGAACUGGAUUGGAAAUGCCGAGAUACUUGUGGAAAACACGUGUAGGAGGGACAACAAAGGAAAGAAGGGACUUUCUUUUCAGACAAGGACCUGUGAGGACUGUGACGGUGCUUUGUUGAAGUGGCGACUGUCUCCUUUACACAGUAGCUGACCUAAUUAUAAUGCUUUUGUUUAAUAGAUAUGCAGCAAUGUGACAGCUUUUCACUGUGGAUGAAAUGCAUUACGGUGCAGAAACCAGCACUGUUGAAAUACAGAAAAUAGCACUUACUCUAA
Molecule: messenger RNA, 1405 nt
Organism: Nestor notabilis (Kea)
Lineage: Eukaryota; Metazoa; Chordata; Aves; Psittaciformes; Psittacidae
Gene: GDAP1
Product: ganglioside induced differentiation associated protein 1
Exons: 5
Coding region: 125-997 (290 amino acids)
Biological process (GO): mitochondrial fusion; mitochondrial fission
Cellular component (GO): mitochondrial outer membrane
Source: RefSeq, a predicted model, not a curated record